AUGGAGCAAGCACAACAUGGCGACUUGAGAAAGUUCGUCCACCUCCGCAGACGACUGUCUGAGAAAUUGGCGCGAAAGUUCUUCGCUCAGAUUCUAGAUGGGGUUGCGUACAUGCACAGCAGAAAUAUUGUCCACAGAGAUAUCAAGUGUGAUAAUAUUCUUGUGACUGGCAGUGAGGAGAUUGUAAAGAUUUGUGAUAUGGGUAGUGCUGUCAUCGUAAAAGAGCACGAGGAGGAUUUGAUACCACCGCGUCAGAGUGAUCAACCCCACGGGCCCAGCGAGCGAUUUUACGGCUCUCCUUCCUACGCCGCACCGGAGGUCCUAGAUAGUGUUGUUUAUGAUUUCAAACCUGCUGAUGUCUGGUCAGCGGGUGUGAUGUUAUUUUUCAUGGUGUCUGGUUAUCUUCCGUUUGGAUGCGAUGACGUUGGGAGGAUACGAGCGAGAAUGAAUUCUUCUUUACGGUGGCCGAGGCCCAUCAAACAAAUCAGUAGACACUGCAGAGAUUACACGAGUGCUCUACUGCAGCUCAGGCCAAGUGACAGACUGACCGCUGAAGGUGCUCUUCAUGAAAUAUGGCUGGAUAAAAAACACUAA
Messenger RNA from Asterias rubens (European starfish), 594 nucleotides. RefSeq names its product testis-specific serine/threonine-protein kinase 6-like. The record is from RefSeq and is a predicted model, not a curated record. Gene Ontology annotation, molecular function: ATP binding; protein serine/threonine kinase activity. The coding region runs from base 1 to 594 and encodes 197 amino acids. Gene Ontology annotation, cellular component: cytoplasm. Gene Ontology annotation, biological process: protein phosphorylation; intracellular signal transduction. NCBI's taxonomy places the organism in Eukaryota, Metazoa, Echinodermata, Asteroidea, Forcipulatida, Asteriidae. The transcript has a single exon.